AUGGAAAUGAUGAGCUCCAGCAGAGCGUCGUGGUUGAGUUACUAUAUAGUCGGCGAUCGUGUUCUAUUACGGUACAAAGAAAAAGCCCAGCUCACUGAUCCACUGGCACUCGGACGCUCGGUAUCAAAUCAUCUGGGCGAGCUCAAACAUGACGAGAUACUUGGAAAACGAGCCCGAGACCGUGUCGCGACUCACAGAGGCCACGAGAUACGAAUUCAUGUUCCAACACUGGCAGAGUAUAUAUAUCCGGCUGAUGCCAAUUUGAUCGCCUCAUUGCUUGACAUUCAUGUUGAUGCUUCAUUGGCAAAUGGGGCAGAUUUUCAACUAGAGAUUCUUGAAGCAGGCACUGGCAACGGAGCUUUGACGCUAUAUCUCGCCAGGAUUAUACAUGCCGCUAACGUGGGCUUGAAAGAGGACAAUCUUGGAGCACACGAAACCACAGCUUCACCAGAUACGAAGACUUUACGCAGAGGAGCGGUCAUACAUACCGUAGAUGUAGAUACUCGCAAUUCCCAGCUUGCACGAAAAAAUGUUCAGGGUUUUCGUCGAGGUUUGUACACAACCGACGUUGCAUUCUACGUUGAGGAUGUCUCGAGCUGGAUCGAUCAGCAAAUCAAAGCUCGUCAUAAUCCUUCAGAAAACGACCAAACAUUCUUAUCUCAUGCCUUGCUCGACAUGCCUAACGCUCACAAGCACGUCGCAAAAGUUGCGACAGCUCUGAAUACGGAUGGGAAUCUACUGAUCUUCAACCCAAGCAUCUCCCAAAUCAUGGCUGUCGUAGACAUUGUGAAGCGCCAUUGCUUGCCGUUAAUCCUCGACACAGUAUUAGAGCUAGGGCCAGGUCUUACUGGCGGAAAAGAAUGGGACGUCCGGAGCGUGAUUCCAAGAGCGCAGCUAAAGGCAGUCAACGGAAUGUCGAAUAGCGAUACUUAUGAACAGACCUCGCUUGCGGCCAAGGAGGACAGCAACCAACCACGGACCGCAAAGCAUUACAGUGACGGAAGUUCAGAAUCACAAACCAGUCUCUUUAAAUCGGAAAUGAUCUGCAGGCCCAAGGUAGGUGGAAUGGUCAGGGGAGGAGGCUUUGUGGGCAUGUGGAAGAAGAUGAAGGAUGAGAAAGGUAUGAGUAGAUGA
Messenger RNA from Bacidia gigantensis, 1134 nucleotides. RefSeq lists its product as uncharacterized. NCBI's taxonomy places the organism in Eukaryota, Fungi, Ascomycota, Lecanoromycetes, Lecanorales, Ramalinaceae. The record is from RefSeq and is a predicted model, not a curated record. The coding region runs from base 1 to 1134 and encodes 377 amino acids. Gene Ontology annotation, biological process: tRNA methylation. Gene Ontology annotation, cellular component: tRNA (m1A) methyltransferase complex. The transcript is spliced from 3 exons.